UUGAAAAAAAAAAAAAAAAAAAAAAACAUACAGGAAGUAAUAUAUAAUUUAUCCCAAAGUCAUUGCUGCAACCAAGUUCCGCAUUCACUUGACGUUUUCUAUCGCUACGCGUCGUCUACGUUUGGCUCGUAGAUUGAGUUUUUCAAAAAAAUAACGGACGUUCACUCAGAUCCGACGAGGGACCCUUCACAUACCCCCGAAUAAACCUCGACACCUGAUAGUCUAUCCGGUGGUGGGCAGACAGGUAUUCCGGAGCAGGUUGCGAAUCCACCGUGCAUUCGAACAGUCGAGCGCCGGCCUCUCACCGCGCAACGUUCCAUUCCUCUCUCGAAUACGUCAACGGAACGAGCUGCAGCUCGCACUUUUCCUCGCCGUUCUCUCUCCUGAACGAGGAACGAAGGCAGAGUUCCGCAUUGACUGUCAGCAAAAUACCGUAUCGAACACGCUGGAUCUACAGAGAGGUUCGCGAAGGUGAUGUGAGCUUCGAGCACUAGGUUUACGAAGAUCACGUGGAUAUAUACGCGACUAUUAUUUAAACGGCUGCGUGGGAAAUUUCUGCAAGAUGGACCGAUAGACAGGACGACGGUCGCGUGACAUGAGAGAACGGCUGCGAAAAUGAUGAGGAUGAGGAGCGGCAUGAACGGACGAGGAGUCGGCGACAAUGGCGAAGGAACUUUGAUCCUGCUCCUCGUCGCAUUGACUCCUGUUAUCUGCUCCGCCGGAAUCCUGGACCCUUGGCAGUGGGCGCGCAGCGAUCGAAUCGAAGUCAACAUACCUUGGCUGCCUUUCGAAAACGAGACACGCUGCUACGACGAGUUAGGCUGCUUAAACAUCACCAGGAGCUGGUAUCACCUCAUUCAUCGACCUCUCAACGUUUUCCCGUUACCGCGAGAAGUCAUUAAUACCAGAUUCAUCCUCUACACGAAUCAGAAUCCUCUGGACGGUCAAAUAUUAAAAGUGGCCAAGAAUAAAUCCAUCGAAAACUCAAACUUCAAUCCUAAGCGGCAAACCAAAUUCAUUAUACAUGGCUUUAUAGACACUCCACUCAGCAACUGGGUCAAGGAAAUGAGGAGUGAGCUGUUGGUGUACGGUGAUUACAAUGUUAUCGUGGUCGACUGGGCUGGUGGGAGUCUACCUUUGUACACCCAAGCGACAGCGAACACGAGACUGGUUGGACUCGAAAUAGCUCAUCUCAUCAAGCACUUACAAACGAACUACGGCCUAGAUCCGAACGACAUACAUUUAAUCGGGCACAGCCUCGGUGCCCAUACGGCCGGUUAUGCGGGCGAGAAAUUGGGUGGCAAUAUUGGACGUAUUACCGGGUUGGAUCCUGCGGAGCCAUAUUUCCAAGGAAUGCCGAGCCAUCUUCGCCUAGAUUACACGGACGCCCGACUGGUAGACGUAAUUCACACCGAUGGAAAGAGCAUAUUUUUCUUAGGCCUUCCAGGAUAUGGGAUGAGCCAGCCUUGCGGGCACCUGGAUUUUUAUCCUAACAACGGCAAGGAACAGCCCGGCUGCACGGAUCUGAGCGAGACCACGCCAUCGCUGCCGCUUACCUUAAUACGAGAGGGCCUCGAGGAGGCUUCGCGCGUCCUGGUCGCCUGCAACCACGUGCGCGCGCUCAAGCUCUUCAUCGAGAGCAUCAACUCCAAGUGCCAGUACGUGGCGCACGAGUGCUCGAGCUACGCGAGCUUCUUGCGAGGCGAGUGCUUCUCCUGCAAGAGCAACAACAGCCUGAGCUGCGGCGUGAUGGGUUACCACGCGGAUACCAGUCCUGCGCUGAUAAAACGCCAAGCCAUGGGACAAGAUAUCUCGUCCUUGUUGGGCUCCAAAUUCUUCUUUAUGACGGGCAAGGAUGAUCCGUAUUGCAGAAGACAUUAUAGAAUUACCAUCAACCUCGCCCGACCGCCGACCGCGGAGAGCUGGGUGCAGGGCUUCAUGAAAGUCACUCUUCACGCCGACAAAGGCAUGAUACGCAACAUGGAUCUUACGCCCAGCGGUUACAUGAAACUGGAGCACGGAUCGACCGCGCGGAUGGUCGUUGCUCAUCCGACCGGUUCCAUCGGCAACAUCGGUAAGAUCCGACGGAUUGAGCUCUCCUGGGUCUACGACAUGGACGUGCUGCAGCCCAGGUCCCUGUGCUUCUUCUGGUGUAAUGAUCGUCUGUACGUUAACAGCGUCAAAGUGGAUGCUAUGGAUCUUCCGGGCAGAGGAAAACGCGAAGCGGAUUUCUCCAGCAAGCUCUGCUCGGCUAGCAGGCAGGAGUACGCAGAGAUCGCGAGCGGAUCCACCGCCACGUUCGUCGACAAUUGCUGACGAUCCGUUC
Molecule: messenger RNA, 2326 nt
Organism: Trachymyrmex septentrionalis
Lineage: Eukaryota; Metazoa; Arthropoda; Insecta; Hymenoptera; Formicidae
Product: pancreatic triacylglycerol lipase-like
Exons: 11
Coding region: 616-2316 (566 amino acids)
Biological process (GO): lipid metabolic process
Molecular function (GO): triacylglycerol lipase activity
Source: RefSeq, a predicted model, not a curated record